AUGACACGUGGAGAAAAGAAGGAUGACGUAAUGAUGAUAAAAAAGAAGAAGAAGGUGAAGAAGAAGAAGAUGGUGUGGGGCACGUGGGAAGAACUUAUCCUUGGCGGUGCAGUUAUUCGUCAUGGAACAGAUGAUUGGGAUGUUAUUUCUUCGGAGCUCCAAACCCGAACCCUUUUUCCAUUUCACUUUACCCCUCAGUACUCCCCAAGUUAUCGAGUACUCUUACAUUGGAGCCCAGCCGAGGCAUGUAAAGCAAGGUACGAAGACCUGCAAAAACGUUAUACAGGUUGCAAAUAUUGGUAUAAUGAGCUUCGGGAACGUCGAGUUGCUGAACUGAAGCGAGAACUAGAGAAAUCACAAGAAUCAAUUGGGUUUCUUAUAUCAAAGCUUGAAAGUCUCAAAGCUGAAAAGAGAAAUGGUGAUCAAAUUGAUUACGACUCAAGCCAAACUGAAUCUCCGCCUCAAACUUUUCCAAAAACAAUGGGGGUCAAGAUCAAAACUACUCUUAAACAGGGAUUGAAACAUGAGAUCGACUUAUCAGCCGUAAAUUUUACUCAAGAGCUUGACACAAACGCACCACCGAAAUCUCAAAACCCUUCUGUAGGGUCAUUUCAAGAUACUGAAGUAAAAUUAGAAGUACCUGAAUCAGCUGACACAACGAUUGAAGUUAGCAAUGAUAAAGGGGGAAUGAUUAAAAAAAGAAGAGGGAAAAGAAAAAGGAAAGAUGGUAGUUGGGAUGUGAAAGAAGGGAUUGUAGAGAGUGAUAAUUUAGGUUCAAGUAGACAGAAUGAGACUUCAACAAGUGGUUGCGGACGAACAGCGCUGUCUUCGAGUGCGGAUCUGCAGAAUAGAGAGCCUUGUAAAGGUCCGGGAAGUGAUGAUUUGGUGGGGAUAUUCAAUUCUGUUACUGAGAACCAGUUUGCAUUGGUCUUUAGACGCCGACUUGAUAGUCAGAAGAGAGCACGGUAUAGAAAAACCAUCAGACAGCACAUGGAUCUUGACACGAUAAAAUCAAGAAUUGCUAACUGCUGUAUAAAGUCAUCACAAGAACUCUUCAGAGAUUUGUUGUUAAUUGCCAAUAACGCUCUUGUGUUUUACUCAAAAAGAACACGGGAGUACAAGUCAGCAUUGACCCUUCGAGGCAUUGUCACUGAAAAGUAUAGACAGUUAUGCAGCGAUUCUAGCAGCAGUAGUGGCAAGCGAUUAUCAUCUAUCCUAUGUUUUUCUUCAAUGUCCAGUCCUCCAGUGAGGCCGCGAAGCAUUAGGGCACGGGCCCCUUGUAAACCACCAAAGAUUGUAGUCAAGAUUCCCACUGGUGACCCGAUAGUGCGUCCACAUGGGUAUUUGAAACUCAGCAGUCAUUCUGAUUCUAUUACUUCGAAUCAUAAUGACACUGAAAGGAGUAAAAACUCAAAUGUUGGCCGUACUAAAGAGUUGAACAGUGACUUUACUACAAUGUCGAACAUUGACUUCACUUCAAAGUCAAAUGUUGGUUGUACUAAAAAGUCAAACGCUGACUUUUCUAAUGCUUCUGAACCGAGAAAUGUAAAGAAAGGACUACCUCGGCCAAGAAGGGUAGGAGGUGGUGGCAGAGGUGGUAAACAACCACCAGCACCCAGAAAUUCUGCAAAUCGGAAAAGAGUUCAUCAUAAGUGAUGGAAGUUUAUGCAGCUUAGUCUAUAGUUUAGAUGUAAUCUAAUUUCUGUAUCUUGAUGGGGCUAAAAGGAUGCCUUUUGCAUAAACUUAGUCUAUAGUUUAGAUGCAUUGUAAUUUCUGUAAUCUUGAUGGAAGUUUAUGCAGCUUAGUCAGUUUAGA
This is a messenger RNA of Erigeron canadensis, 1815 nucleotides long. RefSeq lists its product as uncharacterized. The record is from RefSeq and is a predicted model, not a curated record. The coding region runs from base 1 to 1656 and encodes 551 amino acids. Lineage: Eukaryota; Viridiplantae; Streptophyta; Magnoliopsida; Asterales; Asteraceae. Gene Ontology annotation, molecular function: protein binding. The transcript is spliced from 6 exons.